AUGCAUGUGGAGCUGGAUAAAGAUGACGAACAAGAUCAAGGGUGUGUACAAAAAAGAGUUGGUGAAGCUUGUGAAGCUGGUAAAGUUGGUGAAGUUGGUAAAGUUGCAGAAACUGGUCAAGUUAAACGUGUGAAAAAAAAUGAGCUGACCCGAAAUGAUGAAAAUGUUGCAAGUGAUGAACGAGAAGACAUGCUGCAAAUGUGUAAUGGUGAUAGGCUUCAAGGUACUAAGGUAAAUGUUGAAUGGGAAGAUGGUUUGAAUUUGACUGUAGGUCAAGAAUUUGGAAGUAAGAAAGUAGUACAAGAUCUUCUUGAAAAACAAGCACAUAAGAGCUGUUAUAAGUUUGUAAUAGUGAAGUCAGAACCAAAGCUGUAUGUGGUAAAAUGCAGUGAAACAAAAAAAGGCUGCAAGUGGUCAUUAAGAGUUGCGAAGCUUAAGAAUUCAGAGUGUUUCUCGGUUAGAACUUACAACAAGUUGCAUUUGUGUUUUCGUUCAACUACAAGUACAAACAGAAUUAAAAGAAAAGGCACACCAAGGUUAAUAGUAUCUGUUUUGCGUGAUGAUUAUCCAUGUAAGCUUAAGACUCCUGUUCCCAAAGAAGUCAUACCAUUGGUUCAAUCAAGAGUUGGUGUUAAAGUGUCGUAUUCCACCGCAUGGAGAGGGAAAAAGGAGGAUGAGAAUGAUGUUCGCGGUAGUGAUGAGGAAAAUUACAAAAUAUUGCAUUCUUAUUUGCACAUGUUAGAAAUUGUGAAUCCACGAACUAUUUCAUUUGUGGAAUUGGAUGAGAAGAAGAGAUUUCAGUACUUAUUCUUUGCAUUAGGAGCUUGCAUUGAAGGGUUUGCUGCUAUGAGAAAAGUGAUUAUUGUGGAUGGAACUCACCUUAAGACUUCACAAGGUGGAGUGCUCAUUAUUGCUUCAGCUCAAGACCCAGAUCAUCACCAUUAUCAUAUUGCUUUUGGUGUAGUUGAUGGUGAGAAAGAAGCGAGUUGGAGUUGGUUUUUCUAUAAGCUAAAAUCAAUAAUUCCAGAUGGUCCUGAGCUUGUGUUCGUUUCUGAUAGAUGUCCAAGCCUUAUCAAGGAAAGGUAUCAUGCUAAAGCAAAUUAUCUAGAUAAAUAUGUUGAAGCAAAAAAUUGGGCAAGAUGUUAUUUUCCAGCAGAAAGAUACAACAUAGACACCAGCAAUUAUGUUGAAUCCAUUAAUGGUGUUUUCAAAGAAGCAAGACAGUUAUCACUCUUACCAAUGAUUGAUGCUAUUGUUGAUAAAUUCGCAGAGUGGUAUAACAAACAUAGAAAUGAAGCUGAAGAUGCACCAAUUACGCAAAUGAUGGUGCCUUUUGUUGAGAAAGUGUUGCACUCGAGAUGUGCAAAUGCGAAGUUGUUACCGAUGAAUGAACUAAAUAGCUUCUUUUUGGUGUACAAUGUGAUCGGAGUUGAUAGCGUUGGCUAUUUGGUAGACCUGAAAAACAAAACUUGCUCUUGCAAGCAAUUUGAUAUUGAUCAAUAUCUAUGUGAGCAUGCAAUAGCUGCUGCAAUGGAAGCAACUAAUAAUAUAGAAAACGAGAUUCAAUUACAAGAUUUAUGCUCCAAAUAUUAUUGGAUGGAGCAGUGGUCAUUGGCGUAUUGCCGAACGAUAUAUCCAUUAUCCCAUAUGUCUCAGUGGGUUUGUACCUGA
Camelina sativa (false flax) is the source of this 1671-nucleotide messenger RNA. Lineage: Eukaryota; Viridiplantae; Streptophyta; Magnoliopsida; Brassicales; Brassicaceae. The record is from RefSeq and is a predicted model, not a curated record.